AUGCGUAUGUGCAUUGAUUAUUGCCGGUUGAACAAAGUUAGAGUGAAGAACCAGUAUCCUUUGCCUCGUAUCGAUGACCUAUUUGGUCUGUUACAUGGUGCUCGAGUAUUUUCCAAGAUUGAUUUGCGUUCAAGUUAUCAUCAGUCGAAGAUUCAGGAGCCGGAUAUCCCGAAGACUGCUUUCGGGAAUCGGUAUGGUCAUAAUGAGUUCCUUAUUAUGUCAUUUGGGCUGACCAACGCCCCAACAACAAUUAUGCAUUUGAUGCACAGUGUAUUCCGGCCAUAUCCUGACUCGUUCGUUAUUGUCUUUAUUGAUGACAUUCUGGUGUACUCCUGGAGUCGGAAAGAUCAUGAGCAGCACCAGAGGACAGUGAUUCAGACCUUGAGAGAGAAGAAAAUAUAUGCAAAGUUCUCAAAAUGUUUGGCAGAUUUUGCUGGUGUUUCUGUUGCAGAAGAUCCUUCUUCGCGAUCGCGUGAGAAGGCUCGCGAUCGCGUAGAGCAUUUUAGGAGACCAUCUAAGUUGUUCUUCGCGUUUGCUAAGACAGGGAUGCGAUCGCGUAAUUCAAUAGGUGAUGCGUCAUGA
Messenger RNA from Nicotiana attenuata, 582 nucleotides. RefSeq names its product RNA-directed DNA polymerase homolog. NCBI's taxonomy places the organism in Eukaryota, Viridiplantae, Streptophyta, Magnoliopsida, Solanales, Solanaceae. The record is from RefSeq and is a predicted model, not a curated record. Bases 1 to 582 code for a protein of 193 amino acids. The transcript is spliced from 2 exons.